Molecule: messenger RNA, 1792 nt
Organism: Limulus polyphemus (Atlantic horseshoe crab)
Lineage: Eukaryota; Metazoa; Arthropoda; Merostomata; Xiphosura; Limulidae
Product: collagen alpha-1(IX) chain-like
Exons: 9
Coding region: 237-935 (232 amino acids)
Cellular component (GO): basement membrane
Source: RefSeq, a predicted model, not a curated record
UAUCUCUAGUCUAUGACACAUACCUUGUUAUUAUCAUGUAUAUUGUGUGUGGUAGAACUGUAUAGAAUGUCAUAUUUUUAAUGUGUUAAUAUAUCUCUCAUCUAAAUGAAAACUGAAUAUCUGAAUCACUGCAGGGGCCUCCAGGACCACCUGGGCCACCAGGACCUAAGGGUGAUGCUGGAAUAGAAUCUGAUCGAUAUGGCAGUGUACGAGGUCCAAAGGGUUCACUAGGUAAAAUGGGACCCCCUGGACUGCCUGGUGAGAGGGGUGCUCCAGGAGAACGUGGCCCACAAGGUUUCCCAGGUCCGAUUGGUAUUCCUGGAUCUUCAGGUUCUCCAGGGAUUCCAGGUGAGCCUGGGAGUCGAGGACAACCAGGAAUGCCAGGACUUCCUGGCCCUUCAGGAAGAAGCUUUUCAGAAGAGGAAAUGAGAGAAUUGUGUUCUUCUGUAUUGCAAGAAAAAUUAGUAGAAUUGACAGCAAAACUUAGAGGUCCACCAGGGCCUCCAGGACAAGGUAAAGAUGGACGUCCAGGUCCUCCAGGAUCACCAGGACAACCAGGUGUUCCUGGUAUGCAAGGAUUUCCAGGCGAACGGGGUUUCAUGGGUAUGCCUGGACCACCAGGUCCUUCAGGACUGCCAGGACAUAAAGGAGCUCGAGGUGACAAGGGUGAUCGUGGUCUAGAGGGUGUUGGAAUUGAAGGUCCAAUGGGAUUGAGAGGUUUACCAGGUCCACCAGGUCCAUCAGGAAUUGGUCUACCUGGACGUCCAGGAGAACGAGGUCCUCCAGGAAGACAUGGAAUCCCAGGUGUAAGAGGGUCACCUGGACCCCAGGGUCCACCUGGGUACUGCGAGUUGUGUAAUUACCAAGGGGCUGAUCUUACUAACAUACUUCAUCAAUUACCCAAUCCUCAGGAUACUAAGGGACCAUCAAAAUAAUGAACUACAAAGUUAUAUAUUUAAAGAUCACAAGAUAUUUGACCCUUCUUCAUGAAGUGCCAUCUUUUGUUGGAGAUAUAAAAAUACCUUAUUCAUAGUUUAUGAGGAAUGAUAAAAUUUAACUUUUAAAAUAAUUAAAUAACUUUCAUAAUGUUUCUUUCUGGGCCAGUGUGUUUAGAAGGUAACUAAUGAAAAAGGGUCCAACAUUUAAUAGAGUGCUAGGUACAUUUUAAAUAUAAACAAAUAAUGACCAGAAAAGCCUUGAACGUCCAAUAUGAUGCAUUACACGUGCGAGAUCAAUUUUGGGUUGAUUUUGAUUUGCUAAGAAUAUUUCCUGUAUCCAUAUAUUGAACAAACAUGUUUGUUGAAUUAACACCCUACACUUAACUUAUACAGGGUGAGCUGCCACCAAACAAUACUGUUUCUAAGCUGCAUUUUCUUAUCUUAAGUUUUGCCAAAUGCCAGUGAAAGGCCGAUCUCUUAUUACAUUUGCUACAGUAUUUUUUGCAUCUUUACAGCUCAAGAAGACACUGCCAGUCCUGUGUUAUUUAACUGUAAUUUCUUCAUUUAUAGAAAUUAAUGUAUAGUUAUAUAGUGGUGAAUUAUUCUUAUUAACCAAUUUAUAAAAAAAAACUUUUGUAGUUUAUUUACUAGCUGAAUGUAUCUAGGGUGUUGUGUACAAUUGUGAAUAACUGCAAACACAAAAAGUUCGCCUACCGUCCUUUAUGUUAUUUGUAAACUGUGUUUAAACUAAUAUUAAGUGCAAACUGUGUACAUUAGCUAUGAAAAGUAACAUUUCUCGUUCAUUGGUUCUAUCUGUGCUGAGCAGUGUAUCAAAAUAAACCUUUGUUGUACCC